This is a messenger RNA of Pimephales promelas (fathead minnow), 4229 nucleotides long. It is a transcript of the gene kcnd3, whose product is annotated as potassium voltage-gated channel, Shal-related subfamily, member 3. NCBI's taxonomy places the organism in Eukaryota, Metazoa, Chordata, Actinopteri, Cypriniformes, Leuciscidae. Gene Ontology annotation, biological process: potassium ion export across plasma membrane; action potential; protein homooligomerization. The record is from RefSeq and is a predicted model, not a curated record. Gene Ontology annotation, cellular component: dendritic spine; voltage-gated potassium channel complex; postsynaptic membrane. Gene Ontology annotation, molecular function: A-type (transient outward) potassium channel activity; protein binding.
ACCGAUCGCGCGCUCAGAGCCAAACUAGAGAGCGCGAGACCUGGCAGCGGAGAGACAUCGGGGAGGGAGAAAGGGAGUGUGCUGGUUUAUGUAGAGGAAGAGAGAGAGAGAGAGAGAGAGAGAGAGAGAGAGAGAGAGAGAGAGAGAGAGAGAGAGAGAGAGAGAGAGAGAGAGAGAGAGAGAGAGAGAGAGGUUGGGAAAAGACUACCACCUCUAUCCAUCAGCCGAGCAUCCUGCGGGAGUCACAUCGUGCGCGCGAGCGGUCGGUGCUGCAUUUCUGUCCGCCCGAACAAUUGGAUCAUAAAACAGCGUAGGAUGUGACAGAGGGACGCAAAUAAAAACUAAACUAUAAUUUUUCCUACCCCAAACACGCUGGCUAUUAAUUUAUUAUUUUGUUCUUUCAGUUGGGUUGUUGUUUGUGCUUUUCCUCAUUAAUGUGCGGAUUUUUCGGCGAACACUUUCAAAGUGAUGUCAGGAGGAAAUGUCAUAAAUGUAGCUGAAUGAAUGAAAAGUUUAAAGAUUUUUCAUGGAUGGGGUCUAAUCUAAAGUCAAGCUGGUUGUGAAGGUGUUUGAUCUGGUCCCCUCGACCCCAGCCGGAGUCCCCAUGGCUGCUGGAGUGGCAGCCUGGCUCCCGUUCGCUCGGGCGGCGGCCAUAGGAUGGAUGCCCGUGGCCAACCUGCCCAUGCCUGUCGCACCGACCAAUAAGAACAAGCGACAGGAUGAGCUUAUCAUCCUCAACGUCAGUGGCCGACGCUUCCAGACCUGGCGGAACACUCUAGACCGUUACCCUGAUACUCUCCUUGGGAGCUCCGAAAAAGAGUUCUUCUUCAAUGAGGAGACUAGGGAGUAUUUCUUUGACCGAGAUCCGGAUUCGUUCAGAAGUAUUCUUAACUUCUACCGCACAGGGAAGCUGCACUACCCACGCUACGAGUGCAUCUCUGCCUACGACGAGGAGCUGGCGUUCUUUGGAAUCAUUCCCGAGAUCAUCAGCGACUGCUGUUAUGAAGAGUAUAAGGAUCGCAAGAGGGAGAACACGGAACGUCUUAUGGAUGACCUUGAGGACAACAAAGACAAUAAACCUCCCAACAUGACUUUCCGCGAGACCAUGUGGAGGGCUUUCGAGAACCCACACACUAGCACCAUGGCACUGGUUUUCUACUAUGUAACCGGAUUCUUCAUCGCCAUAUCCGUCAUCACCAACGUGGUUGAGACGGUUCCUUGUGGGUCCACGCCGAAUCAGAGAGACAUCCCUUGCGGGGAGCGCUACACAGAAGCAUUUUUCUGCAUGGACACGGCUUGCGUAAUGAUCUUCACGGUGGAGUAUCUGAUGCGACUGUUUGCGGCACCCAGCAGGUACCGCUUCAUGAGAAGCGUGAUGAGCAUUAUCGAUGUAGUAGCCAUCUUGCCGUAUUAUAUUGGGCUUGUCAUGACCAACAAUGAGGACGUGAGCGGAGCCUUCGUCACGCUACGGGUGUUCCGCGUCUUCAGGAUCUUUAAAUUCUCCCGCCACUCCCAGGGUCUCCGAAUCCUUGGCUACACGUUAAAGAGCUGUGCGUCUGAGCUUGGCUUCCUCCUCUUCUCCCUCACCAUGGCCAUCAUCAUAUUUGCCACAGUCAUGUUCUACGCUGAGAAAGGUUCCUCGUCCAGCAAGUUCACCAGCAUCCCGGCCUCCUUCUGGUACACCAUUGUAACCAUGACAACCCUGGGGUAUGGAGACAUGGUCCCGAAGACCAUAGCAGGGAAGAUCUUUGGCUCCAUCUGUUCCCUCAGUGGGGUGCUGGUCAUCGCUCUGCCUGUUCCCGUUAUCGUUUCCAACUUCAGUCGCAUCUACCAUCAGAACCAGAGGGCUGACAAGCGUCGGGCUCAGAAAGUUCAGAAAGCCCGACUGGCCCGAAUGAGAAUUUCCAAGGCUGGCAGCUCUACAGCCUUCCUGCAUAGCAAAAGAAAUGGACUCAACCAAUCACUGGAGCUAACGCAGCUUCCCUAUUACAAGAUGAAACUUUCACCACAGGGCUCCUUAGAGGAGGACCAGCAACUGAAAAAGACCACAUCUCUGCUGGAGAGUCAACAUCACCAUCUUCUGCACUGCCUAGAGAAGACUACGAAUCAUGAGUUUGUGGACGAGCGUCUGUAUGAACAGGGGUACCUCCAGACAGCCCUGCAGAACUUCCCAUCGCAGAGUCCAUCUCUCUCCAGUGAAGAGGGCGUCACGGGGACCUGCUGCUCUCGGAGAACCAAGAAGAACAUCCAGGCUCUCAAUGCCACACACACACACUCACACACGCACAACCUACAGGAGCUUAGCGCCUUACACAUCCAUUGUGGGGAACAGCAACCACUCAACACCAGUCGUUCCAGUCUCAAUCUGAUGUCGGAUGAAUCAGGGAGUCUGAACUGCAAGAGCAGUGGACUGGUUACCACGGCAAUCAUCAGUAUCCCAACCCCUCCCUCAAACAACUCUCGAGCCAAUCCUGACGCUCCUCCCCCUCCGAACCCAGAUGCUCCGCCUCGUCCGAACACUGGCUCUGAUGUGGUGAAAAUCUCUGCUCUGUAGGAGAAAACAGAACUCAGGAAGAGAAACUGAUGAGUAGCCUGCCCCCUAGUGGGAGAUGGAGUGCACUGAAUCAGACUCAAGAAAUAAAACAACAAUGAUGCAUCUGUGUAAUUGAGAGAGAAAGGACGACCAUGAGUAUUCAAACACUCUCCAUCAAGACUGAUAAAGAUGAGGGUGUCACUGCAGUGUCACUGUGCAUAAAACAUUUCUCCUUUUUCCUCUUAGUUUACCGUCGGGUCAUACUGUUUUUUAAAUCGUGAAAAAGAUUCAUAUUUUGACUAGAGAUGGAGGCAAGAGGUCAAGUCCUGUUUGUUUAUUAUCUGUCCGUUAAUCUGUUCCAACAUCGCAGACAGCCUCUCAAAGCCUCGGCUUUCUACAUCCCACUAAUGUUGUUUUGAUCUAGAGUAAUUCCUAAAGGAUAAGAGCAAGUCUGAGUGAGACUAUAUGAGGGCGACAGUGUUUCUUAGACCAUGCUAAGUUUUUAUUUUUGGAAUAUUUGGUCAGAGAUAGGUCUAACUUGAAUGUUUCUGCCCCGCGUGUAUGUGUGCGUGUGUGAAUUACAAAAGCGUCCCUCAAACUUUCAGCCUCUCACACAGUUCGUGCCUCUCAGGGGGAAGAGAGUUUCCUUCUUCUUUAAGCCACUGUCUCUCCACGAGUCCAAAACGUUGAGCCGACUUUGUAACGUUAGCUGACCUAUAAAACAUUACUAUGUAAUAUAGAACCAAAAAAAAAAACAAAAAAAACGAGAGAAAGAAUCAUGAAAGUGUUUUUAAAAACUCUGUGACUACAAGCACAAGGUGUCGCUGAGAAUUUGUGACUACAAUGUGUAUCAAGCCUUGGUUUAACUGUGAAUAUUGUUGAUAGAAUAUUUUGUAAUAUUUAGCCAUUGUUUUGGCGAAACCAGAGCAGCUGCCUACCCCGCCCCUUUUCGUCCACCCCGCCCUUUUAUGUAUGCCCCGCCCCUUUCCUCUGUCCACUGCUGACUUGCUUCCCGUAGUUGUUCUGAUCUAAGUGUUAUUGUCAUUAUCGCUCAAUGGGUAUUUAAAAAAAAAAAAACGUGUCUAGUUUGUGUAAAACUACAUGGGUAGGAAACUUUUGAUGUUUGUGUUUUUCAUUAACAGUGAAUGUUUUCGUUACCUCCAGAUUUUCAGUCAUACAUUGCUGUGAGAGGAGAAACCGUCAACCGUACAAACCAAUUAGAGAGAUUCUCCACCUCUUUUCUCUCCUUCCCAACUCCCUCCUUUUCUGUCUGUGUCUUUUUUGUCAGCCAUGCUCAGGAGAAUGGCACUGCCAAUGAGAUCAGUCCAAAUUUGUUGUCAGGUAGUGGAAAGACCAUUUCAUCUGUGUUGUUUACAAUUCCCAAUCCUAUUCUCAAAACUGCCAGCAAUCAACCACAUGUCCCCCUAAGCUCUGCUUUUUGUAUCAUAAUCCCCAUCCCAGGACUCUAAACCCCACCCAUCUCCUUAAACCCCACUCACUUGUGCCUCUUACACCAGCAUACAUAGGAAGUGACCCCCCUCCCCUCAGGACGUUAUUGCUCCAGGGCCACUGAGUUUUAGUGUUCAGUGCAAUGCAACACACACUAUCAACACAUUUAAUCUUGGUUUUGGCCCCUUUUAGAUAGAAUAAGCCAUAUUUUCCAGAAGAGAAAAAAAAAUCUGAUUUAAUAAUUGCA